Messenger RNA from Octopus sinensis (East Asian common octopus), 786 nucleotides. Its product is annotated as calcium-dependent secretion activator 1. Gene Ontology annotation, biological process: dense core granule exocytosis; synaptic vesicle exocytosis. NCBI's taxonomy places the organism in Eukaryota, Metazoa, Mollusca, Cephalopoda, Octopoda, Octopodidae. The record is from RefSeq and is a predicted model, not a curated record. The transcript has a single exon. The annotation marks the transcript as partial.
AUGCUUGAUCCAUCAUCCAGUGAAGAAGAAUCAGAAAAUGAGACUAUCGAAGAUGAGAAUUCUGAUGUUCUUAGUGUACCUAGUGCUGAACGGAGUUUAUCAGCAAGCGGGGAUAACCUGAGUGUGCAGAGUAGUCGACCUAAUACCAGUCAAGCAAGGCCAUCUAGCCCUAGUCCAUCACUAAUAAGUGAAAGGGAAAAAAGUGAAGAUGCUGAUAAAAAUGAUGCAAAAUCCGAAGAAGAAAGGAAAAGGCGAUUGCAGCUUUAUGUCUUUGUCAUGCGGUGUAUUGCUUACCCGUUUAAUGCCAAGCAGCCGACAGAUAUGGCCAGGCGACAAACCAAAAUCACUAAACAACAGCUGCAGACUAUCAAGGAUAGAUUCAGCGCCUUUUUGAACGGAGAAACUAAUAUAGUGGCUGACGAAGCCUUCACGAAUGCUGUACAAAGUUAUUAUGAAGUAUUCGUUAAAAGUGAUCGUGUGUUAGCAAUGGUCAAAAGCGGAGGGUCAUCUGCUAACGAUUUCAGAGAGGUUUUUAAGAAUAAUAUAGAAAAACGGGUGAGGAGUUUACCGGAGAUAGAUGGUCUCAGUAAAGAAACUGUUCUUAGUUCCUGGAUGACCAAAUAUGAUGCGAUAUUUCGAGGUGAAGAAGAUCCUCGAAAACAUCCCCAGAGAGGGACCACUGCUGCUUCGGAACUGAUUCUUAGCAAAGAGCAACUUUAUGAUAUGUUCCAGAAUAUAUUAACUGUUAAGAAAUACGAGCAUCAAAUAUUAUACAAUGCAUGUCAG